AUGGCCACAGCUGCCUCCAGCCCCUACACCCUGCUCAGCUCCAGUCCCAUGAUCCACCCGGACAGCCAGGCCAUGCAGCCUGCUAGCCCCUACAGAGGACACCAGAAACUCCUCCAGAGUGACUACCUGCAGAGCGUCCAGAGCAACGGACACCCCCUCGGGCACCAGUGGGCGAGCAGCCUGUCGGAGGGCAGCCCCUGGUCGGCCUCCAUGGAGCAGCAGGACGUCAAACCAGGACGAGAGGACCUGCAGCUCGGCAUCAUCCAUCACCGCUCCCCGCACGUAGCGCAUCACUCCCCUCAUCACAACAACCAUGGCAACCACCCGGGAGCUUGGGGAACUCCGGUGUCCCACAACUCCUCCAUCACCAGCGGGCAGCAGAUCAACAUCUACUCCCAGACGGGCUUCACUGUCAACGGCAUGCUGGACCACGGUGGGCUCACGCCGCCACCCAACCCGCAGGGCCAAGGCAUGCACCCGGGCCUCAGGGACACACUCAGCCCCGAGCACAGCGACCUCGGAGGGCACCACUGCCACGACCACUCCGACGAGGAGACGCCGACUUCGGACGAGCUGGAGCACUUUGCCAAGCAGUUCAAACAGCGGAGGAUCAAGCUGGGCUUUACGCAGGCGGACGUGGGUUUGGCUCUGGGCACGCUGUACGGUAACGUCUUUUCCCAAACCACCAUCUGCAGGUUCGAGGCUCUGCAGCUGAGCUUUAAAAACAUGUGCAAACUAAAGCCGCUGCUGAACAAGUGGCUGGAGGAGGCAGACUCGUCCACAGGCAGCUCUAGCAGUAUAGACAAGAUAGCAGCUCAGGGGAGGAAGAGGAAGAAGAGGACGUCCAUCGAGGUCAGCGUGAAGGGGGUCCUGGAGACGCACUUUCUCAAGUGUCCCAAACCCUCCGCGCAGGAGAUCACCUCGCUGGCGGACACGCUGCAGCUGGAGAAGGAGGUUGUGCGCGUGUGGUUCUGCAACCGGAGGCAGAAGGAGAAGCGCAUGACGCCGCCGGGAGAGCCGCCGCCGCACGAGGGACCCUAUUCUCACAGCGGGAGCGCAGGAGACGCCUCCUCGUGUCAUGAUCUCUGA
Toxotes jaculatrix (banded archerfish) is the source of this 1089-nucleotide messenger RNA. Its product is annotated as POU domain, class 3, transcription factor 4-like. The transcript has a single exon. Bases 1 to 1089 code for a protein of 362 amino acids. Gene Ontology annotation, molecular function: DNA-binding transcription factor activity, RNA polymerase II-specific; RNA polymerase II cis-regulatory region sequence-specific DNA binding. Gene Ontology annotation, cellular component: nucleus. The record is from RefSeq and is a predicted model, not a curated record. NCBI's taxonomy places the organism in Eukaryota, Metazoa, Chordata, Actinopteri, Toxotidae. Gene Ontology annotation, biological process: brain development; regulation of transcription by RNA polymerase II.